AUGGCAGACCAGACCCGCCUUACGACGACGACGACGCAGCGCGAAGACACGCCGAACGACAACCCCCAGAAAUUCCAACACAUGAAGACAGUAUCCAGUCUUGCGGACGGACACCGCUACGCAUUGGAGUACUUCCCCGAAGAGCUGCAGGCUCUGCUGAACAUAGCUUCACUCAAACUCGACGAACGUGUUCCCGGUCACUUUGGCGCGAUCUUAGGAUGGCAGAAAGAUUCUAGAGUAGAGUCUCAACACCCACGGGUGACGAUGAAACCUCUGGAAAUUCUCUGGGAUCUAGAACACCGCACGACAGUACUGUCCGAUCCGUUCCCGUUCAGUGGGAGUACUUGGAAGAUCGUCAACAUCAAUGGUGAGGAAGAACUAUCAGCAUUACGGCGUGGCUACGAUAUUGUGCCGCCAUUCUCUAUUAUCCUCACGGUAGUUGAUCAUGAGCACUUGAUCUUGCUCCAGGUAUUCUUCCGCUAUAGUCUCUUGGUACAGGGCUUUGACGACGCUAUUGAGGGGUUCAAGCACAACUUCUGGCUUUGUUUCGAGAAGCUUUGUCGCCAUGUCGCGGCGCAAGCUUCGGCAGCCGAUCCGCAACAACACGAUGACGCAUGUAUACUCAGUAAGGCUACGCCGCCUAUAACUGCUCUUAUAAUAGACGCAAAGCUAGAGAGCUUCACCAGUCAAGUUGCUACUAGCGAGCAUGCACACCAAAUCAGUAGUACAGCGCCGGAGACCAAGGAUAAAAGGGCGGAGGCUACCGGCGACUACCUUGAAGAACAGCCUACGGAAGCGCAUGAGGAAGUGACCAAGUGGAAAAAGGCCUUCGAGGAUCAGAGCAAGGUCCUAGCAAAAGAAAGGGCAUGGUUAGGUCAGCGCCAGGCAGCGUAUAUGAAGCUAGCGGCCAAGGUCAAACAGCGAGAGGGAGAAGCGGAAGAGUGGAAGAAGAAGUAUGAAGCCUUGCGAAAGGAGACCCGCGAGGCUUGA
This is a messenger RNA of Alternaria rosae, 990 nucleotides long. RefSeq lists its product as uncharacterized. The record is from RefSeq and is a predicted model, not a curated record. NCBI's taxonomy places the organism in Eukaryota, Fungi, Ascomycota, Dothideomycetes, Pleosporales, Pleosporaceae. The coding region runs from base 1 to 990 and encodes 329 amino acids. The transcript has a single exon.